This is a messenger RNA of Dioszegia hungarica, 1347 nucleotides long. RefSeq lists its product as uncharacterized. The record is from RefSeq and is a predicted model, not a curated record. The transcript is spliced from 3 exons. The coding region runs from base 1 to 1347 and encodes 448 amino acids. NCBI's taxonomy places the organism in Eukaryota, Fungi, Basidiomycota, Tremellomycetes, Tremellales, Bulleribasidiaceae.
AUGAGCCCAAGUCACGCAUCGGCUGACGUUGCCAGAAUGAUCAGACCUGAUCUCACCAUCCUGUCUUCUGGGCCACAUGCCUGGUGUGGUACAAGUCGGGACCUAGUGGGCUACACAGUCUUCCCUGGCUACCCUCCUGCCCUCGUGGCCGACAAGCAGACUGACCCAUGGAUUCUCGAUGCCACUGAUCACACUGCGGGAGAGACGCUACCAUGGAUGAGAGCCCCAUUAUGGCCCUCACCUUUGUCACCCAAUAGUCGUCAGGCCAGACGGAUGCUUGACGAUACGAUGAUGGCAUUGUCCCCGGCAGCUGUCCCCUCUGGGUCAUUCUCCAAUGAGCUCAAAGGCAAACGAGUCAGCACCUUGGAAACGGCCCCUACCUCCUACCACUGCCCGACAUCUCAAGAGGGUGUCUGGCCUGACUCUAACUCCGAGUAUGACUUUGACUCUGAAGAUCCUGAUUGGGAUCUUGGGAGUGAGUCUGACGAGAGUGGGCACCUCGGCAAAGGCGGUGAUGAUGGCGACAGUAUCCAGCAAGGUCUCAGCCACGUUGAAGGCGACACUCAGCAACCGCCCUCUGCCGCAUCAUCACCCCUCUCGGACCGUAUGGACAUCGUCGUGCCGAGUCAAAAUCUCACUUACACGCAGAAGCGUAGUAGCAAAUGCGGGCAAAAGCUUAAAACGCUCAAGGAUCGAGGUGUACUCCGCACGUCCAGCACGGUCGCUACACAUAUACCCCUGAAUCGCCUAGACGAAUACCUCAAGUUGACAAGAGACGCAGGUUCCGGCAGGUCGCCGUCAAAACACGCUGGUUAUGUGAUACAUGAGGUACCCAAGACGAGUCCGACCGACAAGAGGAGGUUCUCAUUCAUGAGUCCGGCAGCUGCGAGGGAUAGUGGCUUGGCCUUGAAGCCGCUCAUUGUGUGGGAUCACACAGCAACGUCACUCAGCACUGGAUCCCUCAGACCACCUCGUCCGAUAUCGCAGCGAACGGGACUACCCGUACCGUCCCAGGCAAAGAGGCACAACACCCAUCUCCGGAAGAAGGUGGCAGCUUAUUUUACGCUUGAUGCUCGCGGUUUGCGCUGCACCAGCACUGCAGCGACAAGCACCGGUCUUCGCAGCCUACAGCUCGAUUGGUUGACGGAUCUGAUCAAGCAAACGGACCGGGGAGUCGGCGACGGAACUGUUGGACAUCGACCUCUCGCCGGUAUGGUCUUACACAACACCGCUGCCAAAAAGAAACCUUUCGCGCCUACCUUGCUGAAUUGGAGGGAGAGGGUCGGGACUCAAGGUGGUGAUGAGAGCGUCUCUCUGGUAUCCCCGUGGAUGAACAAGUAUCGUUGA